AAAGUGCCGCACGGGAGCCAGCUCUCAACGGACGCUGAGGCAAACGUGCUCGCACUCAAACGACGAGUCAAGAAACAGAUGUCGAAGAAGGUGCAGAAAGGCCGCGGUCUUUCGAUCUCCAGAAGUAUGACACCGAAGCUCUUCUGCAGUUCGCAGAAGGCGCUGAUGCAAACGUACCUGCAUUCAAACGACGAGUCAAGGAGUAGUAUGUUAAAGGUUGUGCAGCGCGGCCGUUCUAUUGUCAAUGGUCAAUGGUACCUGCUCAACGAGCAGCUACUUCGCAAACUACACCGGUAG
Molecule: messenger RNA, 297 nt
Organism: Gongylonema pulchrum
Lineage: Eukaryota; Metazoa; Nematoda; Chromadorea; Rhabditida; Gongylonematidae
Source: the annotation of a GenBank genome assembly